Dracunculus medinensis (Guinea worm) is the source of this 930-nucleotide messenger RNA. NCBI's taxonomy places the organism in Eukaryota, Metazoa, Nematoda, Chromadorea, Rhabditida, Dracunculidae. The record is from the annotation of a GenBank genome assembly.
AUGUACCUUACAAAUGAUUCUGACUGGUUACUUCAUCCACUAAACAUAACAACAGAACCAUUACUUAUUCUCGGUCUAACUUUUAGUUGCAUUAGCAUUUUAGCCUUAACUGCAAAUUUUGCAUUACUUGUUUAUAUCAUAUCACAUCGUCUCUAUCGCAACUUUAUAUCAUCACAUUUCAUUGCGCAUUUGUGCAUUACUAAUGCUGUCGCUCUAUGCAUAUUACUGCCAAUGUUUAUAUAUGCCGUAUGGACAGGUCGCAACCUAUGGGCAUAUAGUAAUUUAAUGUGCCGAAUACAGACGCUGCUAACAUGUUCGGUGUGGACUGUUACUCAUUUUAUGGCUUUAUGUAUUGCUGGCGUUCACUUAUUAACUUUCGCCCGAAUACAUUACGAACAACUGUUCGGUUUGCCACCUAAUAUGUUAUGUGCAUUGGCUUGGCUUAUUGCUUUUGGUUUAGCUUUACCAACGAUUACCAAUGGACAUAUCGUUAUUUAUGAUCCUGCUUUCCGACACUGCAUAUGGGGAAACAGUGAUAGCGGGUUAAAAUUUCUUACUUAUCAAAUCAUACUUGGCGUUUUUAUACCAGCAUCACUAGCAUCAUAUGCUUAUGUUCGAGUGCUCGGUAUUCUUUAUCACAGCCCGAUUGUUUUUCAAAGUAUUGGACUAUACAAAAGCAGAUUUCUGGUUUAUGCAUUCCUUCUCAGUCCUUUCUACCAACUUCCAUUUUAUUUGAUCACGAUGGUGCAAAAAUGGCGAGCUAUCACUUCAGUAUUUCCAAUUAUUUUUAUGUUUCUCGCAUACACACAAUGUAUUGUCUCACCAACGCUUUAUGGAGCUUCAUUAUUUCUUAUGAAAGAAGAAGAUAUGGCGCUGACUGCUCGUGCUCAUAAAUCUCCAAACGCUCAUCAUUUAACACAACGUCUAUAA